Molecule: messenger RNA, 2014 nt
Organism: Varroa destructor (honeybee mite)
Lineage: Eukaryota; Metazoa; Arthropoda; Arachnida; Mesostigmata; Varroidae
Product: charged multivesicular body protein 1a-like
Biological process (GO): vacuolar transport
Source: RefSeq, a predicted model, not a curated record
GGUGCCCUGCGCAUCUAUUACGUCAGGCCGUAGCUGCUUAUUCAACCGUCGUUUAACAGAUUGUAUCAAGUUUGUUGUCUCAUUGAUCAGUUUCAGCGAAACGAGUGAGAACAGUUUAAAUUAUUGCAAGCAUGAAUAAAUUAGACGAGCUUGCGCUUCAACUUCGUUUCAGCUCGAAACAGCUGGAGCGAAUGUCAAAACGGUGCGAAAAGGAGGAACGCGAAGAAAAGACAAAAAUCAAGAAGGCCCUCGAAAAAGGUAAUACGGAAAAUGCAAAAAUCUAUGCAGAGAACUCGAUUCGAAAGCGAAAUGAGGCUACAAAUUUUCUUCGGAUGGCAGCUCGCAUCGAUGGAGUGGCGUCCCGGGUAAAAAGUGCGGCCGCGAUGAAUCACGUCUUAAAGAAUAUGGGCAGCGUGGUCAAAAAUUUGGACAAGGCUAUUAACGCCAUGGACCUACAGAAGGUAUCGAGUAUUAUGGAGAAGUUUGAGGAACAAUUUGAAAGUUUGGAUAUUCGAUCAUCGGUGAUGGAAGACACGAUGGGCUCGACCACGGCAACUUCGACGCCCCAAGGACAGGUCGACGCGCUAAUUCAACAGGUAGCCGACGAAAAUGGGCUUGAACUCAAAGAGAAGCUUUCGACUCCAGCGGCCACUGUUCCCACGGACAAUAUUGUAUCAGGCGUGAGGGCCACAACUCAGGAAGAGGACGACGCCCUGGCAAAACGACUCGCUGCCUUACGUAACUAAUUUGGCCGACGAGAUCUCGUUGAUUGUUCCAGCGCUUCAACAGAAGUGUAGACCUAUUUAAAUAUCAGUAAAGGAAAGUCCUCGCCAUGUCGACCCCAUACAACAAACCUGAGUUGUGAGCGUACUGCUAUUAUGAAUUGCGGUACACCUCUGCAGAAGGCUAUUUUAUAAAAAUAUUAAACGUCUUCAGGGUGCCUCGAGAUGGUACGCAGUUCGCUGCGGAAGAACAUUACACUACUACCGAUGAUGCUUUAGUACAGUGUAUUUAUGUAUAAUUCGUCGACAGCCGGAUGGGGUAUAAACAAAAUAUUUUAUGUGGAUAUAUACUAACCUCAAAAUGAAUCGUGACCAUUGAGAAAAAGCCUUUUGUAUUUCUCCUUUAUGUUUGGUUUAACACACGAAAGUUGUAUUCCUUAAUUCCGCUCUAUUUUUUGCCGGUUAUGGGAUCAGCUGAUACUAUUAAACAAAUUUCCAUUUUUCUUUCCGCGCUACUUUUAAAGCUAACUUAAAAAAUUCCAGUUAUUUAUUGGAUCGCUAGACAAACUUGACUGGCGUACCGUAUCAGCCAAAAAUUGCGUAGUUUGCACAACGCCAAAAGAUUCAUUAUCCAAUAAGCUGCCGAAAUGUGUAUACGACGAAUCGUUAAAUAUUUUCUGUUAUAUCUCAGGCAUAACAACUCAUCCUAAAUUUUGCAACGGCGUACUCCCAUUUUGCUGUCCGCGCACGUAUUAACCAUGUUUAUAUUGUCUGCUAGCAGGAAAAAAAAUGUUUUGAUUUCUUAGAAAUCAUGCCAAUACUGCUUGGCUAUAUCUUCAUAAAAACGUGACCAUCAUCACAUUGGGUUUCUCAUGCGUCGACAAAGCUAUCAUUGUGUCAAUCAAUAAUCAAUGAAUAUGUUACACGAGGACGGUCAAGGCUGAUGGUCCUAGGAUUACUUGCGUAUGUUAUUUUUGCUUCUUUACGAAUUGGGUUAAUUUGAUUGCAGAAUGUACAAUGUAUAUAUUUCUAUAUGAUGUGAUACCAGGUAAAGCGUUGUUGCACAUGCACGUUAGUUUUUAGAAGGAUGAGUGCAUAUAAUGACAUAGGUGGCCGUGAAUUAGUCUAAUAAUCGAAACUGACUAGUAGCAAAUUAAUAUAAAACGAUGAAAUAAGAAAAACGUAUGUUUGCUGCAGUAAUUAUAUAGGAAUACCCAACUAGGAUGACAAUAUACUUGAAUGAAUAGUCUAGUGGUUUAAUGCAGAGCUCGAUGCCUCAUUUGUGCUGAUCU